Messenger RNA from Phyllostomus hastatus (greater spear-nosed bat), 1998 nucleotides. RefSeq names its product progestin and adipoQ receptor family member 4 (gene PAQR4). The record is from RefSeq and is a predicted model, not a curated record. Gene Ontology annotation, cellular component: membrane. The transcript has 3 exons. Lineage: Eukaryota; Metazoa; Chordata; Mammalia; Chiroptera; Phyllostomidae. Gene Ontology annotation, molecular function: signaling receptor activity. The coding region runs from base 320 to 1141 and encodes 273 amino acids.
UUCCGUCCCCUCCCCCGUCAGGCCGCACCCGUCCUCACGGCUUCAGAGAGACCACUGGCCCGCUGCCGCCUCCUUGAACCGUCCCUACGGUGCGCCUGCCCAGGCGGAGACCGGUGCACUGCAGCGGCUGACGCAGGGGCGCCGGACCCGCGCUUGCGCAGCGGAGGAGCGAGAGCAGGGACCCCCAAGCCGGCGCGUGCGCGAGCUGUGCAUUGGCCCGUGGGCAGGCGCUGGGAUGAGCCUCCCGCCGCUGCUGCCCCACUGAGGAGGCAGGGUGGGGUGUAAGAGGAGGGCGGCCCGCUCGCACCCGGGCCGGGCCAUGGCGUUCCUGGCCGGGCCGCGCCUGCUGGAUUGGGCCAGCUCUCCGCCACACCUGCAGUUCAACAAGUUCGUGUUGACCGGCUACCGUCCAGCCAGCAGCGGCUCGGGCUGCCUGCGCAGCCUCUUCUACCUACACAACGAGCUGGGCAACAUCUACACACACGGGCUGGCCCUGCUGGGCUUCCUGGUGCUGCUGCCAAUGACCAUACCCUGGGGUCAGCUGGGCAAGGAUAGCUGGCUGGGGGGCACACACUGUGUGGCCUGCCUGGCACCACCCGCAGGCUCUGUGCUCUACCAUCUCUUCAUGUGCCACCAAGGGGGCAGCCCUGUGUACACUCGGCUCCUUGCCCUGGAUAUGUGUGGGGUCUGCCUUGUCAACACCCUCGGAGCCCUGCCCAUCAUCCACUGCACACUGGCCUGCAGGCCCUGGCUUCGCCCAGCUGCCCUGGUGGGCUACACCAUGCUGUCAGGUGUGGCUGGCUGGAGGGCCCUUACCGCCCCCUCCACCAGUGCCCGACUACGAGCUUUUGGUUGGCAGGCUGGUGCCCGCCUCCUGGUGUUUGGGGCUCGGGGAGUGGGGCUAGGCUCUGGAGCUCCAGGCUCCCUGCCCUGCUACCUGCGCAUGGAUGCCCUAGCACUGCUUGGGGGACUAGUGAACGUGGCCCGUCUGCCAGAACGUUGGGGACCAGGUCGCUUCGACUACUGGGGGAAUUCACACCAGAUCAUGCACCUGCUCAGUGUGGGCUCCAUCCUUCAACUGCACGCUGGUGUCGUGCCUGACCUGCUUUGGGCCGCCCACCAUGCCUGCCCCCCAGACUGAACCACCACCCACACAACAUGCCAGCCUGCCCAAUCUUCUAGGGCUAACAUCACCAGGCUCCCCUCCUUCUGCUGGUCUGCAAGGGGCUGGCUCCCUGGAUGCUUCCCAGCCCUUGGUUGUUCACCUAUUCUUCCCUGUGGAGUCUCUUCUCCUAUCCACACCUUCAAGCUCCAGCAUCCUUUCCUGCCUUCUUCCAGGGUACUGUCUUCCUAUGCCGGCUGGAAGGAAACCAGUCCUUCUCAGGGCCUCAGCUUACCCUCUGUGACCUAUGAGAGUUGGGCCAGAGGGACUCUGGGGUCAAGUCUUGCUUUCUCUGAUAGCUGGAGUCCUGCCAGCCCAGAGCCAUAACCCCACCGUGCCCCUCCUCAGACCUUCACAUAAGGUACCACAUGGGUGGCUGGCCGGGCCACCAGCCCAUGAUUCCUGACCUCUGACUUUCAACCCUGCACGCCAGCCCUCCUAGGAACCUGAGGCUCGCCUACUCCUCCCUUCUGUCCAGACUGUGGAGUGGGGAGUUUGGGUAGCAGGACUAUCCCUUUACCCCAGGAAUAAGGGGCAGGAGGACUGCUGCUACUUUUUCCAGGUAACUGGCCAGAUGUAAAGAGCUGAGUGGCCCUGGACCUGGGCCCCACGUGGCUGAGGGCCGACCCUCCACAUUGAACGCCAUGCUCUAAUAGCUCAACCUGCCCACCAGGGACAUACCUGCUCAGGAAAUCUGUUCCACACAGCAUGGGGCUCCCAGCUGCAAUCUGCUGGCCUGAGGCCCUGCUUCAAGGCUUGGCCUCAGUCCAUCCCAGAGCCCUCAGACCCUGGGUGAUGUCAAUAAAAUGGGCAGAAAGCCCUGUGUUGCCAUGCAA